Messenger RNA from Coregonus sp. 'balchen', 3356 nucleotides. The record is from the annotation of a GenBank genome assembly. Lineage: Eukaryota; Metazoa; Chordata; Actinopteri; Salmoniformes; Salmonidae.
AUGUCGCUACGGAAACGUAAAAACAAAAGGCCGUCGUCUAAGUCUGCAUCAGAAGACCUGACAAGAAUAAUCGAACAUGUAGAGUUUCAGUCGGAUAAUGAGGAGUGGGGGAGAGAGAGGGGGAGGGGGAAAAAAGAGGGGAGGCCGCGGGAGACAGAUCCCGGGACAAGAGGCACUCCGGUGAGUGAGGGUGAGCGCGAAAGCCCGGUAAAACAGAACGGUCCUACUCAGAAGACAUCCAAAGAAGUUCACAUCGUCUUCCUCCCCGAAAGAUACCAAACUCUCAUAGAGGAGGUGGAGGACAGCGAGGGAAGAGAGGAGGAGGAGAGGAAGAAGGAGGAGGAGGAGAAGAGGAAGAAGGAGAAACACAAGAAAUACAGAAAGGUAGACUAUAAUGUUAGGCGAACUAAAAACUAUUUCAAGUCUCCUCUGUAAAAUAGUGUAAUAUUCUAACAUUUUGCUUUGGAUAGUUGUUCCUAGUUAUGUAACCCUAGAGAUACCUUAUUCGCUUUAUUCUUGAACUCUAUGUUGCUUUGCUGUGUCACUCUGAACAAGUUAACCAUUCACAAACGGACUGAGUACGGUGAACUUUGGGUUAGUUCAACUCUGUCAGCACUAUUUACAGGAUCAGAUGGGUUAGUCAGGGGCGGACUUUGUGAUUUGGAGGCCCCAGGCAGAGGCCAGUCAGAGGAUGGGAUUUAUAGUAAAGACUUAAUUAAACUGUAAAAAAUAUAUUCAAUUUUAAUGUGCCAUGAACACAUCCAGUCAUGAUGUUUUCAUCUGAUUGUCAAACAAAUCACUUCAAAAAGGAGGUUACCUUCGCAUGUUCAUCCAAAAAUAAUUCCAGCAUCCGAACAGUGCACUGAGCACCUGCCAACUUUCCUUUCGCAAGUGGCUGAAACUGUUUCACCGGAGAAAGCAUCCUAGCGAGCGAAACUGCGCUCCUCUGUCUUACUAUAUGUAGCCCUCGUAUCUGAUGCUGUCUGGCCAGAUCAGAUGGGUUAGUUCAACUCUGUCAGCUAGCUCUAUUUACAGGAUCAGAUGGGUUAGUUCAACUCCGUCAGCUCUAUUUACAGGAUCAGAUGGGUUAGUUCAACUCUGUCAGCUAGCUCUAUUUACAGGAUCAGAUGGGUUAGUUCAACUCUGUCAGCUAGCUCUAUUUACAGGAUCAGAUGGGUUAGUUCAACCUUGUCAACUAGCUCUAUUUACAGGAUCAGGUGAGUUAGUUCAACUCUGUCAGCUAGCUCUAUUUACAGGAUCAGAUGGGUUAGUUCAACUCUGUCAGCUCUAUUUACAGGAUCAGAUGGGUUAGUUCAACUCUGUCAGCUCUAUUUACAGGAUCAGAUGGGUUAGUUCAACUCUGUCAGCUAGCUCUAUUUACAGGAUCAGAUGGGUUAGUUCAACCUUGUCAACUAGCUCUAUUUACAGGAUCAGGUGAGUUAGUUCAACUCUGUCAGCUAGCUCUAUUUACAGAUCAGAUGGGUUAGUUCAACUCUGUCAGCUCUAUUUACAGGAUCAGAUGGGUUAGUUCAACUCUGUCAGCUAGCUCUAUUUACAGGAUCAGAUGGGUUAGUUCAACUCUGUCAGCUAGCUCUAUUUACAGGAUCAGAUGGGUUAGUUCAACCUUGUCAACUAGCUCUAUUUACAGGAUCAGGUGAGUUAGUUCAACUCUGUCAGCUAGCUCUAUUUACGGAUCAGAUGGGUUAGUUCACUCUGUCAGCUCUAUUUACAGGAUCAAUGGGUUUUAGUUUCAACUCUGUCAGCUCUAUUUACAGGAUCAGAUGGGUUAGUUCAACUCUGUCAGCUAGCUCUAUUUACAGGAUCAGAUGGGUUAGUUCAACCUUGUCAACUAGCUCUAUUUACAGGAUCAGGUGAGUUAGUUCAACUCUGUCAGCUAGCUCUAUUUACAGGAUCAGAUGGGUUAGUUCAACUCUGUCAGCUCUAUUUACAGGAUCAGAUGGGUUAGUUCAACUCUGUCAGCUAGCUCUAUUUACAGGAUCAGAUGGGUUAGUUCAACUCUGUCAGCUAGCUCUAUUUACAGGAUCAGAUCAACAACACUGUAGCCUAUAGGCCAAUUGUUUGUGUGAUGAGCUGUUUUGUAAAUUAAUUAAUUGAGCUGUAUUAACUUUUAAGCUUAAUUAUUAAUUAUAUACAGGAUAACAACAAUGUAGCCUAUGUUUGAUUGUUAUUGCUUGUUGUUAAUACAGUAAAUUGACAACAAUGUGUUAGAUAUGUGUUAAGGGUGGGUGGGUAGGUAGGGGUUAAGGGGAGGUGCAUAGGAGUUAAGGAGGGGUAGUUAGUGGUUAAGGAGGGGGUUUAGGGGUUAAGGAGGGAUGGUUAGGGGUUGGGGGAGUAGGGGUUAAUGGGGGUGGUUAGGGUUUAAGGGGGUGGUUGUUAGGGUUUAAGGGGGUUGUUGUUAGGGUUUAAGGGGGUGGUUGUUAGGGUUUAAGGGGGUGGUUUUGUUUAGGUUUAAGGGGUGGUUGUUCGGGUUUCGGGGGUGGUUGUUGGGUUUAGGGGUGGUUGUUAGGGUUUAAGGGGUGGUUGUUGGGUUUCAGGGGUGGUUGUUCGGUUUCAGGGUGGUUGUUCGGGUUUCGGGUGGUUGUUAGGUUUCCGGGGUGGUUGUUCGGGUUUCGGGGGUGGUUGUUCAGGUUUCCGGGGGUGGUUGUUUCGGGUUUCCGGGUGGUUGUUCUGGUUUCCGGGGUGGUUGUUCGGGUUUCCGGGUGGUUGUUCGGGUUUCCGGGGUGGUUGUUCGGGUUUCCGGGGUGUUGUUCGGGUUUCCGGGGUGGUUUCGGGUUUUCCGGGGUGGUUGUUGGGUUUCCGGGGUGGUUGUUCGGUUUAGGGGGUGGUUGUUAGGGUUUAAUGGGUGGUUGUUAGGGUUUAAGGGGGUGGUUGUUAGGGUUUAAGGGGUGGUUGUUAGGGUUUAAGGAGUGGUUGUUAGGGGUGCUGAGAGCAGAGCAGUAAAUCUCUCACAGCCCUAAGCUCUUACAUAUGACACAAAUUAACUGCUGCAACACACACACUCACGUACACAUUUUGUACAUUUUACAUUUUAGUAAUUUUAGCAGACACUCUUAUCCAGAGCGACUUACAGUCAGUGUCAUAUGUACACCACACCACACCACACACACCACACACACUGCGUGUUUUUGUGUGUGUGUGACCCGUGCGAUUGCUUGUGCCUGACCCUGUGUCUGUGUCCCAUUGGUCCUGUCUGGUAGAACGUGAGGAAGGCUCUGCGGUUCGGCUGGCGAUGUCUGGUUGCCGGGUUACAGAGUUUAGCGAGCGGCUAUGCUACGCCCCUUUCGGCUGCAGCCACGUUGGUGAUCGACGUCCACAGAACUAACCGCCAGGCAUAA